UUAAGGGCUAUGGAAAGUGGGAGGAGUUAGAUCUAGAUCCCGCCCCUUGGAUCUUGUGUUCUGCAGUGAGGACCAUCUCGCGGGAACGCCUACUAGAGGUAGCUGUAGGCAUUCAGCGACAGUCACUGCUGAUGUGAACAGAUUGUUUUUAUACUGCGUGAUUAAAGUGCUUGACAAGCAGCCAAGUAAUAUGGUUAACGCUUUUAUUUUGUUCUUUGUGUGUUUGUGGCAUCUGGUUGAUGCGACAGAUGAAAUGAGGACAGUAUCAUUGACGGAGGGAGAUUCUGUCACUCUACACACUGAUGCUAAUGAGGUACAGAAAUAUAUGUUGAUACUGUGGAAAUUUGGAAGCACAAGAAUAGCUGAAGUCAGCAAGCUCACGCAAACCAACUCGACAUAUGAUGGUCCUUUGGAGAGAUUCAGAGACAGACUGAAGCUGGAUCAGACCGGAUCUCUGACCAUCACAAACACCAGAACCACAGACUCUGGACUUUAUACAGUAACAGUUAUCAGCAAAGAGACCAGUUACAUAAGUUUCAAUCUUACAGUCAAUGAAUCUCCACAAAGUACUUCAUCUUUAGAAAGAUCAUCAAGCUCCAAUUUUUUGUCAACCAGCUGCGUGGUAAAUAAUUUAACCAUUAACCGGACUGAGGAUGCCAACAUUACUGAACUAAAUCAGCCAAGUUCAGACCACAUCCACUGUUGUGGUUUUGUUGAAACAGUGAUUCGAUUGGCUCUCUCUGCUCUGGUGGGCAUAGCUACUGUUGCUUUUCUGGUUUAUGACAUCAGAUCUACAAGAAGUGAGCUGAUCAGACCAGAAGAGAUGAGACAUCACUGUCAGACUCACAGAGUAAAAUCAGACCGUCAGUAUGAAAUGAUCAGAAGUUUUAGUUCCAGAUAUGUUUGCUGAAGUUUGCUGGUAUAAUCCCAGAGAUAAAACAUGCAUUAAUAUUUCCUGUACUUGCAUUGCUAUUAAUAUAAAUUUUUUUAAUUCAUUGGCCAUUUAUUGAUUGCAUAUGCUCAGAAUAUGAUUUUGAUUGAUCUAUUAAGUGUGUUAAACACAAUUACCAUAGAAUGAUUCCAUAAGCUCAAAGUUCUCUUGCACCCUUUAAAUGGCUCUCAGGGGAAGGUGACUUUUAAUAAAAAUUUAUUUUUACAACCUAAGAGCUUUUGUUUUUCUCUGUUCUACUGUCCACUUUUAUAACCCCCUUAAACAAGAAUUCAAAUAGCAGAUUGAUUCACAGAAUUCACGUGAUACACUAGCAGCUCAGAUUGUGACUCAAAACCUUCUGUGGUCUCAAACUAACCAAACAUUUUUGGUUACCAUUGACUCCAUUGUGUGAACAACAUAAACACCAAAUUAAAAAUUAAAAAACUCAGGAUUUUCUUUGAGCCCUGAGUUUCUGAGUUGUGGGCAUAUCAGUGAGAAAACAUGGUGGAUACAAUAGACAUAUC
This is a messenger RNA of Megalobrama amblycephala (Wuchang bream), 1455 nucleotides long. RefSeq lists its product as uncharacterized. The coding region runs from base 191 to 910 and encodes 239 amino acids. The record is from RefSeq and is a predicted model, not a curated record. The transcript is spliced from 4 exons. NCBI's taxonomy places the organism in Eukaryota, Metazoa, Chordata, Actinopteri, Cypriniformes, Xenocyprididae.